This is a messenger RNA of Mycosarcoma maydis (corn smut), 378 nucleotides long. Its product is annotated as tubulin-binding prefolding complex subunit GIM4. The transcript is spliced from 4 exons. Gene Ontology annotation, molecular function: protein folding chaperone. Gene Ontology annotation, biological process: protein folding. NCBI's taxonomy places the organism in Eukaryota, Fungi, Basidiomycota, Ustilaginomycetes, Ustilaginales. The coding region runs from base 1 to 378 and encodes 125 amino acids. Gene Ontology annotation, cellular component: prefoldin complex; cytoplasm. The record is from RefSeq and is a predicted model, not a curated record.
AUGUCAUCAGCGGCGACACAGAAGCCUGCGCAAGCAGCAGGACAGAAGCGACAGCUAUCCGAACAAGAGGCGGCACAACUUUACCAGUCACGACGAUCCGAACUGCAAGGUAUCGCAUCCAAGAUUGGCGAACUCGAGGGCGAAGCUGAUGAGCACAAACUUGUCAUCGAUACACUCACCGAAGCAUCGAAAGCUGACCCGGAUCGCAAGUGUUUCCGUCUCAUCGGCGGUGUUCUGGUAGAGCGCACGGUCAAAGAGGUGCUUCCGGCGCUUCAAACCAAUCUCGAAGGCCUCAAGCAGAUCCUCGAAACACUUCUCAAGCAGUACAAGCAGAAAGAAUCCGAGUUACAAGACUUUCAGCGCGAAUAUGCCAACUGA